Molecule: messenger RNA, 3478 nt
Organism: Electrophorus electricus (electric eel)
Lineage: Eukaryota; Metazoa; Chordata; Actinopteri; Gymnotiformes; Gymnotidae
Gene: septin9b
Product: septin 9b
Molecular function (GO): GTP binding
Source: RefSeq, a predicted model, not a curated record
AAGGAGGGGACAGGGAGCGAGAAGAGAGAGACUGACUAAGUCCAAAUCGCAGAAAAGGGGAAGUCUCCAACCACAGAGAGGGGAGGAGAAACUUCUGAACUCCAUGUGGCACUGAGUGUCACUCGCGCAGUCAUGGAGCGGGACAGAAUAGCAGCCCUGAAGAGGUCAUUUGAAGUAGAGGAGGCAGACUCCUCUUCCCACGUUUCCUCGACGCACAUCCGCCGGACACCCUCCAACAGCCAGUCCCGGAGCACCCUCUCUCCGUCUAGCAUCCGGCACCAUGAGCUGGGCUCCAAUGGAACCAAGCCCCCCGACCUCUUCAGGCCCAAGGCCCGGACUCCAGAACUUGUGGGACGCCGCGCCGUCCUCUCCGUAGACGUCUCAUCCAGCAACAACGGCAAAGCGGCUGACGGCUCAAACAGUGCUGGCAGUGCCCGCUUUGUCCUGAAGAAGCCAGAGAUUCGGGUCCAUGGCAUGGCACCUGAAACCCAAAAACAUGCCGACACGUUCAGCAGAACCCUGGACAGCGUCUCCCAGACUUCCCAGGCCCCCUCUACCCUCGGGUCCCAUGCCAGCGCCAAACUACCAGAGACCACGUUUAGGAAAAAUGAGCAGCCCAGUCAGGUUGAUGGGUCGCGUCUGGCCGAGGUCAAAGGUCAAGAGAACCAUCAUCAUCCUGCUGUCAGAACGAUGUGCGGGCCACCGAAUACCGCCCAACAGAAGUCACCCACCGCUGAUGGACACAGGUCAGAGAUCAUCAGCAGUUUCUACGGCAACAUGGCAGACGCAGCAAAAACAGCACAGCAGCCUCAGCCGGUGGGGCGGGGCGAAAAGGCAGGGGCGGAGUUUGGCUACGUGGGAGUCGACUCUGUCCUGGAGCAGAUGAGGAGGAAGGCUAUGAAACAGGGGUUUGAGCUCAACAUCAUGGCAGUGGGUCAGAGCGGGCUGGGUAAAUCCACACUGAUCAACACUCUGUUCAAGUCUAAAGUGAGCCGGAGGUCUGUGAAGCCUGAUGAUGAGGAGAGGAUUCCCAAAACCAUCGAGAUCAAAUCCAUCAGUCAUGAUAUUGAAGAGAAAGGGGUGAGGAUGAAACUAACAGUAAUUGAUACACCAGGAUUUGGAGACCAGAUCAACAAUGAGAACUGUUGGCAGCCCAUUAUGAAGUUCAUUAAUGAGCAGUAUGAGCAGUACCUACAGGAGGAGAUCAACAUUAACAGGAAGAAACGCAUCCCAGACACACGUGUGCACUGCUGUAUAUACUUCAUACCACCUACAGGACACUGUCUGCGGCCGAUCGAUAUUGAGUUUAUGAGGCAUCUGAGUAAAGUGGUGAACAUCGUUCCAAUCAUCGCCAAAGCAGACACACUGACACUGGAGGAGAGAGAUUUCUUCAGACAGAAGAUAAAGGAAGACCUGCGAGCCAAUGAGAUUGAGGUUUACCCCCAGAAGGAGUUUGAUGAGGACGCAGAGGACAGGGUGAUCAAUGACAACAUCAGGGAGAAAAUCCCCUUUGCUGUGGUGGGCAGUGACCAAGAGUACCAGGUGAACGGGAAGAGACUACUGGGUAGAAGAACACGAUGGGGUACAGUAGAAGUUGAGAACACAGCGCACUGUGAGUUCGCCUACCUGCGGGACCUUCUGAUCAGAACUCACAUGCAGAACCUGAAGGACAUCACUAGCAGUAUUCACUAUGAAGUUUACCGUGUGCGUAGACUCAACGAAGACAGCACGCAGACCCACGACGAGGAGGAUGGACAUCCUGCCGUCCAGGCCAACGGCAUCCCUGCUCACGAUGUCCUCUCGCAUGAGAUGUAGAUGUCCAGCCGUCUGUCCUUCUCUCCCUCCCUCCCUCCCUCUACCCAUCCCUCUAUCCUUUUAUCCACGCAUCCGUCUAUUAGCACUCGAUCAAAGGCCCGUGUGAAACAAGUCACUCUCUCUCCCUCUUUCCUGGGCGGAGCCUGCUAAUUGUGCUUAACCACGCCCACAUGCCUCAUGACCAAUCCCAGCUGAACCGUAGAAGGUGCGGCGACCGUCUGCAGUAGGAGCUUGAGUAUGAGUUUCAUACCUAGUGAAAUCUUCCUCCCCCUUCACUUUUCUUGCGUAAAGACGAGAUAAAGUGCUGUCAUGCCCGCGGUCGUGGUGCCCUAAUAACGUGGGGUCUCUGUUGGGCAUUCGGAGAAGAAAUGAAUCCUUUGUUCGGCUCACUGAGAGAGGAGAUGAGGGGUUUGAACCGGUGGUGGGAUCUGCUCCGCUCUGUGUCGAACCUUGGUUUUUUUUUUGCUUUCUGAAUGGGAGGAGAUGAGGUGUACAGUAUUCCCCAUCUCUUACACCUUCCCCCGAGUACGAUUGGACAGGGAUCAGAAAUAUGCCACACUGCCUUGUCUGAUCUAGUCACACAGGAUCCCGCAUAGGAAGGGUUUAUAGCGUGGGGGUGAGGACCUGAUUUGGGACGCAGCCCUGCACUCAUCUGCACGAGUCACCGCGGCAUGCGCUGGUGCAUAGCCGGUUCAGUUUCCCUGUACCCCCGAGGCCGAAACAUACCGUCAUGAGUUUAAAGGAAUAGCCAAAAAUGCUAAUGCCGCUAAUGAGAAGUAAAAGUUAGCAGAAAGUGGUUAACCUAAUGAAAAUGAGUUUUUACUCAUCUCAACCACAUCAGCAUUCUGGGUGAGGUGAUCUUUGACCUUUGAACUGGGUGAGGUGAUCUUUGACCUUUGUCAGCCUGUACUAGUAGGUUAUCCUUAAUAUUUUGCGACACAUUUUGUUUCGUGCCGUUUAUUGUGUUUCUCAUUUAGACUUGAUUUCUUGUAUCCACAAUUAAUUAAUUGAUAUUACACCUUUUUAAACAUUACACCUACACGUUACAGUCUGUGCAUACAUGUUACAAAUCUGUCAGGGGAGAGUUGUGUUACAGGUGUCACAAGGGUGUACAUGUUCCACGCUUGUCAGGAGUGUGUCAUGCUCUUUUAAGGAGGGUCAAAGGCCUGGAAUGGUUCUGGAAAACCUGGAAUGUUUCUGGAAGUAGAACCAUAUGAAAAUUGGACAACCUUAGAAACCUUAUUCUUUGUGUGUGUGUGUGUGUGUGUGUGUGUGUGUGUGUGUGUGUGUGUGUGUGUGUGUGUGUGUGUGUGUGUGUUUUAAAUUGGGAGUGUAUAUUUUUCAGUUGUUCUGUUUGCCAAAGACAAGCUUCCCAUUUACAUUUCAGUGUCUAGUAUCAUGUUUGAAUUCUCCUCCUGUUUUAACCUUGUACUACCAUUUUUAUGUUGUUAUUAAUAGUCAGUAAUAUUACUCUGUUUAUGUUGGAGGGCAGAGGUAUGCACUUCUGUACUGAUAUAAACCAAAUAAAUGUCUCUUUGUGUUUUAAAAAGAAACUAUAUGGUAAUGAUUUGUACAGAAAUGUGUAUAAUCUAUGUAUGCAAUGCUGUUUCAUUUCUGCUGGACAUCUACACUCUUUCAUUUAAACUGGUGAUUUCCCCUCAAA